AUGGCCCGUUUCUAUGCUCCACUGUUUGGAGGGCGGAACCUUAUCAUUACCAAUACAGUGAGUAGCGGUUUCUUGCUGGGACUUGCAGAUAUAGUUCAGCAGUCUUUGGAACGAAGGCAAAAUCCCAAACGGAAGUGGGAUCUUGAGCGUGCAUCUCACAUGUUUAUAACGGGAUGUACCAUGGGACCGCCCCUACAUUACUGGUACACCUUGGUAGACAAACUAACCCCGAGAAAAGGACUUGGACACAUCAAAGUUGUCAUCAUCAAGGUAACAAUAGAUCAGCUUUUUGCUCCAUUCUUCGGGUGCUGGUAUUUCAUGACAAUGGGACUACUUCAAGGUCACACCGUGGCAGCCAGCUGGAAGGAAUUUAAGGAGAAAUUCCCAGAGUAUUUCUUGGCAGAACUCACUGUGUGGCCAGCAGCUCAGAUGGUCAAUUUUCUAUUUCUUGACGCUCGCUAUCGAGUGCUAUUUGUGAAUGUAGUGACCUUGGGGUGGAACAUAUAUCUUUCAUAUCUCAAACACAGAAGUUGA
Molecule: messenger RNA, 534 nt
Organism: Zootoca vivipara (common lizard)
Lineage: Eukaryota; Metazoa; Chordata; Lepidosauria; Squamata; Lacertidae
Source: RefSeq, a predicted model, not a curated record